Varanus komodoensis (Komodo dragon) is the source of this 1068-nucleotide messenger RNA. RefSeq names its product LIM homeobox 8 (gene LHX8). Gene Ontology annotation, biological process: regulation of transcription by RNA polymerase II; neuron differentiation; forebrain neuron development. The transcript has 8 exons. Gene Ontology annotation, molecular function: RNA polymerase II transcription regulatory region sequence-specific DNA binding; DNA-binding transcription factor activity, RNA polymerase II-specific. Gene Ontology annotation, cellular component: nucleus. Lineage: Eukaryota; Metazoa; Chordata; Lepidosauria; Squamata; Varanidae. The coding region runs from base 13 to 1068 and encodes 351 amino acids. The record is from RefSeq and is a predicted model, not a curated record.
UGCCCGAGGCUCAUGGCUGAGGAGUGCGGGCGAGUAGCGGCCGCUGCAGCAGUCGCGGUGGCGGGAAGGAGGCGGAAAAGCGCCGGAGAGACGGGGCUGCUAAGCCCGGAGGCAGCUGGGGACGAGGACUCGUGCUCUUCGUCCGCACCCCUGUCGCCAUCGUCUUCCCCGCGCUCGCUGGCCUCGGCUUCCGGUGGAUGCGGAUCCAGCAAGUGCGUCUGCAACAGCUGCGGUCUGGAGAUCAUCGACAAAUACCUACUCAAGGUGAAUGAUUUGUGCUGGCAUGUACGGUGUCUGUCUUGCAGUGUAUGCAGGACCUCUUUAGGAAGGCAUACCAGCUGCUACAUCAAAGACAAAGACAUUUUCUGCAAACUAGACUAUUUCAGACGGUAUGGAACCCGCUGCUCACGUUGUGGCAGACAUAUCCAUUCUACUGACUGGGUCCGUAGAGCUAAGGGGAAUGUGUACCACUUGGCUUGCUUUGCCUGCUUCUCCUGCAAAAGACAGCUUUCCACAGGGGAAGAAUUUGCUUUGGUUGAAGAGAAAGUUCUUUGUAGAGUGCAUUAUGACUGCAUGUUGGAUAAUCUGAAAAGAGAAGUUGAAAAUGGGAAUGGUAUUAGUGUAGAAGGUGCACUACUAACAGAACAAGAUGUUAAUCACCCAAAACCAGCAAAAAGAGCUCGGACCAGUUUCACGGCAGAUCAGCUGCAGGUAAUGCAAGCACAGUUUGCUCAGGACAACAAUCCAGAUGCACAAACACUCCAAAAGCUGGCAGAAAGAACAGGCCUGAGCAGGCGUGUGAUACAGGUAUGGUUUCAAAACUGCAGAGCUCGCCAUAAGAAACAUGUUAGCCCCAAUCAUUCAUCUACUGCUCCUGUGACAACUGUUCAGCCUUCCAGGCUUUCCCCACCAAUGUUAGAAGAAAUGACAUAUUCAGCUUAUGUACCCCAGGAUGGGACAAUGCUAACUACUCUACAUAGUUACAUGGAUGCUCAUUCACCUUCUGCUCUUGGACUCCAGCCUUUGCUACCCCAUUCAAUGACACAACUGCCAAUAAAUCACAGCUAA